Miniopterus natalensis is the source of this 906-nucleotide messenger RNA. NCBI's taxonomy places the organism in Eukaryota, Metazoa, Chordata, Mammalia, Chiroptera, Miniopteridae. The record is from RefSeq and is a predicted model, not a curated record.
ACUGGCAAGCUCUGCCAGAAACUCCCAACUCCCUCCCGGGCCGGAAAGUGCGCCUCGCCGGAGCCUGGAGGGACCCAGCGGGAGCCCGGCCUGGGAGCCAGGAUGGCCACCCACGGAGCCUCGCUGACCUGCCUGGGGCUGCUGCUCUUCCUGUUCCCGGGGGCGCAGGCCCAGAACCGUGCGCCCCCUGGCUGCAGCCCCGACCUCAACCCCCUCUACUAUAACCUGUGUGACCGAUCUGGGGCCUGGGGCAUCAUCUUGGAGGCAGUGGCUGGGGCCGGUGUGGUCACCACUUUUGUCCUCACCAUCAUCCUCGUGGCCAGCCUCCCCUUUGUGCAGGACACCAAGAAGCGGAGCCUUUUGGGGACCCAGGUGUUCUUCCUGCUGGGGACCCUGGGCCUCUUCUGCCUCGUGUUUGCCUGCGUGGUGAAGCCGGACUUCGCCACCUGCGCCUCUCGGCGGUUCCUCUUUGGGGUCCUGUUCGCCGUGUGCUUCUCCUGCCUGGUGGCCCACGUCUUCGCCCUCAACGCCCUGGCCCGGAAGAACCGCGCGCCCCCGGGCUGGGCCGUGUUCGCCGCCGCCCUGCUGCUCACGCUGGUGGAGGUGAUCAUCAACACCGAGUGGCUCAUCCUCACGCUGCUGCGGGGCGCGGGCGAGGACGGGCCCCCGGCCAACGGCAGCGCCCCGGGCCCGGCGCCCUCCCCGUGCCACAUCGCCAACGCCGACUUCGUCAUGGCCCUCAUCUACGUCAUGCUGCUGCUGCUGGGCGCCUUCGCGGGCGCCUGGCCCGCCCUGUGCGGCCGCUUCCGGCGCUGGCGGAAGCACGGCGUGUUCGUGCUGCUCACCACGGCCACGUCCAUCGCCGNGGCUGCAAGAGCUCAGGGAAUAUUUGGACCCAGGUUAUGA